AUGGCAGCAGAAGAGAAACAGAAAGGUUGGACUUCAGAAGAGCAUGGUGGGGCUGAAGUGGCUGGUGAGAAGGCAGCAGGUGAGCUGCUGGGCCAGCAGCUGGGCGAGCCGGCAAGAUUUGCUUACGCGGCGCUGUGUGGGAUGGCCCUGGCAUGGCUCUUCCCUGAAGAAGAACAAAGCUCCUUCAGGACAGAAUUCACUGAGGCCUUUGUGAAAUGGCUGAAGCUGCCUGAUGCUGUCUUACCUGCCAUGACAGCAUUUGCUAGUGGCUUAGGAGGUGAAGGCACAGAAACUUUUGCCCAGGUGUUACUGAAGGAUCCCAUCUUGAAAGAAAACCCAUCUGGCAUUACCCAAGACCUUCUGUCCUUCUCUCUUCGAGAUGGGUACUACGAUGCCCGAGCCAGGGUCUUGAUCUGCCACAUCACCUGGAUGCUGAGAAUCCCCUUGGAGGAGCUGGAUGUCCUGGAGGAAUCUCUGCUUGAGAGCCUGAAGGAACAAAAAGAGGAAGAGUCAGAAACUGCAGAAGUCUCAAGAAAAAAGAAGGAAAGAAGAAGGAAGCUGAAGAGAUACCUGCUGAUUGGCUUGGCAAGCGUUGGGGGUGGAACAGUGAUCGGCUUGACAGGGGGUCUGGCUGCCCCUCUGGUUGCUGCAGGAGCUGCUACCAUCAUCGGGAGCGCUGGAGCGGCUGCUCUGGCUUCCACUGCUGGCAUUGCUGUCAUGGCAUCACUUUUUGGAGCAGCUGGAGCUGGCCUGACUGGAUACAAGAUGAAGAAGCGUGUGGGAGCCAUAGAAGAGUUUGAAUUCCUCCCACUGACUGAAGGCAAGCAGCUUCACAUCACCAUAGCAGUUACUGGGUGGCUCUGUGCUGGCAAAUAUGGGAGCUUCACUGCACCGUGGAGCAACAUGCUGCAGUCAAGUGAGCAGUACUGCCUGGCCUGGGAAUCCAAGUACCUGAUGGAGCUUGGCCAUGCCUUAGACACCCUGCUGAAUGGCUUUAUCAACAUGAUGGCUGAAGAAGCUCUCAAAUUAACUGUCUUGUCAGGCAUUGUGACAGCCUUGACUUGGCCAACAUCACUCCUGACUGCUGCCAGUGUCAUUGACAACCCCUGGGGAGUCUGCCUGCACCGCUCCGCUGAGGUGGGCAAACACCUGGCACAGGUCCUGCUCAGUCGACAGCAGGGCAAGAGACCUGUCACACUGGUUGGCUUCAGUCUGGGAGCAAGAGUCAUUUACUUCUGCCUGCAGGAAAUGGCUCAAGAAAAAGACUGUGAAGGGAUCAUUGAAGAUGUGGUCUUACUGGGAGCUCCAGUGGAAGGAGAUGCCAAGCACUGGAAAGCCAUCACCAGAGUGGUGUCAGGCAGGAUCAUAAAUGGCUACUGCAGGGGAGACUGGCUGCUGGGCUUUGUGUACAGAACCUCUUCUGUCAAGAUCAGCGUUGCAGGCCUCCAGCCAGUUGACUUGGAGGACAGGAGGAUGGUGAACAUGGAUCUUUCAUCUGUGGUGAAGGGGCACCUGGACUACAUGAAGCAGAUGGACACCAUCCUGAAAGCUGUGGGCAUUAAAACCAAGGAGUGCUGGCAGGAGGAGAAGGGCAGCAGCAGCCUCUGCAACCCUGCAGCCAAGAAGCCUCAGCAGGCAGCAGGCAGUGAGCCUGAGGAGGAGGAGGAGAGCAAGGAGGCAGAGCAGGAUGGGGCUGGUGGUGAGGCUCUGCCAGCUGCCCAGCAUCCCCCCCAGUGCCCUCGGGGGGAAACCUCAGAGCCCUGUCCCAACAGUGGGGACAGGCAGCAGGUGAAGGAGUGA
Molecule: messenger RNA, 1800 nt
Organism: Indicator indicator
Lineage: Eukaryota; Metazoa; Chordata; Aves; Piciformes; Indicatoridae
Gene: TMCO4
Product: transmembrane and coiled-coil domains 4
Exons: 13
Coding region: 1-1800 (599 amino acids)
Source: RefSeq, a predicted model, not a curated record